CCGACACAGACAGCGAAGAUGUUUGCAAAGCGUGGUGUCAAGGCGUUCAGCCAGAUGAGACGUAUGGCUACAGAGGCCGGGGCCGGCGAUGCGCCAGUUAGCAACGGGAAGAUGGAGAGCCUACUGGAGAAGCUUGCGUCGAUCACGAGCAACGGCCCUGCAGGCGCUGCGGAGGAGACGAUGCUGGGGAAAGCGAAGGGCAAGAACAGCAGAGGCAACCGCAAGCCGAACAACGCCAACAACCAGCGGUCUGCCAAGGGGAACAGGAAGGACGCCUCGAGCAGAAACAACAACAGGAACAACAGACCGAGCCGGAACAACAGCUCGGAGAGAAACAACCAGCGCAGAGGCACGGGCAGACGGCCCCACACGGUGCAAACGGUGUCGCAUUUUGACAGGUUCAAGAACCCAAAGAAGUCCUCCACCGCGUCGCAGAGAGAGGACGGCCUGCUGAACGCAGCAGGCCUCUCCUUCGCCGACAUGCAGGAGGCGAGAGCCCUCUUUAUCAGGAGAAAGGUCUCCGACGGCGGCGCAGCAACCCUGCACACGGGGGACGCUGCCGUCUUCAACUUUUUCCACUCCCGGGCCGUCCACAGGGCCAACAACUACGGCCCGCGGGCCGACCAGUUCGCCAGGUUCGAAGAGACGCCCAACGUCUACAGAGCCGCCGAGGUGAGCAAGCCCGACCUGGAGCUGUCCAAGGACAAGAUGGGCUACGACACCAAGUCGCGUGUCCUUAGAGCCUUGGAGCAGAUCACCACCAGGAGGGGCUUCAAGCUCAGCGACGUCGAGAGGAAGAACGACAGCUUCCUCCCAGCCACCGCACUCCUCUACCCGUACGCUAACACCACGUUGCCAAACAACUUGGAGAGACCACGGGCCAAUCUCAAGCACCUUGCCAGCGUGCCAGAGGAGGAGAUCUCCGCCACCCUCGCCGCCGUGGUGAGGGGCCAGAGACCAGAGCUUGUCUACAACCCGAAGGAAGACUUCAAGACCGAGCAGCUCAAGAUCAACGCUCAGGUCGUGGUCAAUUCUUUGAACAGAAACGCACAGCUGCAGGUCGACAACCUCCACAAGUCCAUGGCCAAGGUCAUGUUGGGCCAGCAGCCGAUCAAGACGCUUCCCCAGCCGCUCUUUCCUCCGAAGAAACUCUGAUCCCAUCUCCUGCCUAUACACUACUGCACCACUGCAUCCCUAUAUAUAGAAGCCACCUACUGCCGGCUCCAGCUCUGCUUUAAUGCAUCCAACCAGUAA
Messenger RNA from Pichia membranifaciens NRRL Y-2026, 1254 nucleotides. RefSeq lists its product as hypothetical. Lineage: Eukaryota; Fungi; Ascomycota; Pichiomycetes; Pichiales; Pichiaceae. The transcript has a single exon. The record is from RefSeq and is a predicted model, not a curated record. The coding region runs from base 19 to 1155 and encodes 378 amino acids.